Messenger RNA from Meloidogyne enterolobii, 425 nucleotides. The record is from the annotation of a GenBank genome assembly. Lineage: Eukaryota; Metazoa; Nematoda; Chromadorea; Rhabditida; Meloidogynidae.
AUGCAUCAAUAUUUCCAACGAAUACAAAAUCGCAACCAACUCAGUCCCGAUGCUCGGCCACUCAAAAGGCACAACAGAAAAAGCGAUUCAUUUAGACAAAGUGGUGGUUCUGAUAAAAGUAGUGGAGUUGUUGCUAUUAUGCAUCCAGAUGUAUUCCCUCAACAAGAAAAGCAAGAAGAAGAUAAUUUGGGCCCAGACCGGGUUGUUAAAGGCUAUCAAAUUGAAGUUAUUCAUAGUGUUUUGGUUAGGCAUGAAUAUGAAUCGCUUAUGAAGGUUUGUUGUUUAUUUGAUAUAUUCGAUUGAGUAUUCUAUGUUUGUGUGAUUUAAAUCAUCUGGCAGACAGGGGUCUUGUAGAUUAGGGGUAGUGAAUCUUGGGAAAUAUGCGGGUAGGGAAACCGAUAUAUGGCCCAAAACUUAAGGUUAUC